AUGUUACGAGAGAAUAGGCUCGUCGUUUACUAAAGUUAAUAGAUGUACGUUUAAAGAAUUAUUUCAUGGCAUAUCUUGAUAAAAUGCACGUGUUAUCUUGCUCGCUUUUUACAUUGCAAUUACCGAGAACAAUCUUUGCUCCUUAUUGGUAUAUGUAUUAUAGAUACUUGUCAUGGUAUCUCGUUUUUGAUCCUUGAAGUUAACGCCAGUGUAUUUAUUCAGUAAAGUCCUGACUAAUAAUUAGUGAGCUAUACAAUAAUGAUGGUGCCAUGAAGUGUCACCAUGUAAUGAUGACAUUACUGUGUGGUACACCAUCAUCUCAUAGUUCCUCUGAAAAAGUUGCGUGUCUGUGAGUGUGAAGUGUUUGUGAAAAUUUUUGCGUUACUUCAUCGCCGGAUCGAAUUGCUCAGGAAAAAACGAGUAUAUACCAUUUUAUAUCGUGAUUCAAAUAUCAAUAAUACUCAUCAUAGUUUUAGUUUACCUAGGCUCGAUCGUAUCAGAACUUACGAUCAUCGUAGUACCUACGAUCACCGUACAAACAAAGUAUCGAGAAUGCAGCGUCUGUCCAUAGGACAGCUGCUGCAGUGACACCAGUGGCCGAUGGUGCGGCUAGUGACCACUAACAGCUACUGUAUUAGCACUAGUAUUGGUUACGCUACUAGUGGCGUAGUGACACACUUUAAUGAUGUUCUCAGUGAGAGGUGGUUCUUAUUACUCAGCCCUCAUUGAGCCCCGGGACGACAGUGCACAGCCUGCCACCAAGGGCGGCCUAGACACGUCCUUAUAUUCGGGCAAGGACGUGUUGUGCGGUCAAGCCCUGGAUCUGAACAGGAAAGACAGCCUCAUCACACCUACCACGACGUCCACGACCAACACGACCACCUCCACUCACAUUAUCUCGACCACUACCACUUCUGGGGGAUCUCUUCAUAACAACAGCGGCUCCAACAACCUCCUCAACAACAACAACCAGCUUAAUAGUGACCACCACAGCGGCGGCGGCGGUUCGUCCACUCCAGGUCUUCGUUUCCAGUCUACUAGUUUGGACAGUUCGAACAGUUCCAGUGGAGGUCGUUCGCUCCUGUGCACUUCCAGCGGAUCUUCUCAUAAAUCCAGCUCUUCUUCACCUCUUUCACUUAAUUCCAUAAAAGCUGCGUGGAAGUCCCUUACUUCCAUUACGUCUUCUUCAUCAUCGUCUUCUAAGUUACCUCAUCUGGAACGUCAGUCUGACUCUGGUCAUUCUCCGGGAUCUUCAGGCAGCGGCGGACAACAAGCAUCAGGGCACUCGAGCCAACAAGACUACCGUUACACUCAAGUGCCGACAUCGUCUGCUUCAGCGCUCCACAUCCUUGCUAACAAGCGACACAAGGACAAUAGUAGCUCCUCUAGCCAGCAUCAGAGCUUGCACAAUACCCACAUCUAUCUCACUCCUGCAUCACGCUCCUACACCCACCCGCAUCGUUCUCCCUUGCAACCAGCACCAACAUCUCACAUUCACCACAACCACGGUCAUCACCAGCAUUUGCCUGGUUCUAGCCACCACAUUAGUUCGUCUUUUAGAGCCACAUUAUCAUCACAUACAUCAAGAUCGAGUAACUUCUCAGGCAGCUCCGUGUCUCGAGCCACAGGCGAAGCUCUCACUCUCGCCAAGUGUCUACGGAAGCAUCGAGAAAAGCAACAAAAAAUCCACGAGCAAGCGCUCACUCGCAAGUCAAAGUCAGACAAUGCCUUGCAGAAAAUAGGCGUCAAUCUCAAGUCGCAGAGUGAUCAGAACCUGCACAAAGUUUGGCUGGUGGGCACCGGGGGAAGUCAAGCGAGUUGCUGUGUCACCAACAACUCCAUCUUCAGCACCGUACAGCUCUCGGGAGGUAGCGGCGACAGCACUGCCAGCGUCGCAAGCAGCAGCAACAGCAACAGUUCUUACAGGAAGAAGAGAAGAAAAUUGUUAGGUACAAUAGGAAUUGAAGAGGAGAUCAGAAGAAGAGAAGAGCAAGAAGAGAGAGAAGAGAGAAGUCGUUCCUUGGAGCGCCAUCACGGUCAGCGCAUAAGCAGUAGCAGCAGCAGCAGCGGCUCACGACGGCACACCAGAAGCUUGGAAAGGAACCACAAAUUUCGUGUUGAUUUACGGCACCUCAUCCCCUCACCGCCUCUGUGCCCUCAUCUCGAGCCCAUCCCUCCCGACCAUCAGGCUCCCUCACCUCCCACUCACACGGCCCCCUUCAUCCCCCACUCUAGCAGCACGAGCGGUAGCAGCAGUUGUUCCCAACAAAGCUUCAGCCCGUGUAUCGCCUCACCCUCGUUGGGGAGCUACCCUUCCUCAAGUGGCGGCAGCAACACAUAUUCCCCGACACCCCACGACACACUCGCAGUGGGACACUCUCGUCUGGCGUGUCUGACUGCGACAGCUGGCAAUCUGCUGAGCAACAGCUGGUGCAGCAGCAGCAGUGGCAGCAGUUCCUCAGGCGCCAGCAGCUGUGGAGUCGAGGGUAAGAUCACCAUGGAGGCUGGGGCGACCGGCGGCUCCUUCAUCAACAAGCCUGCGAGGGGCUGGCUCCAUACCGACACGCAGCUCGCCGACGGCUCCAUCACCUACGCCGUCAGGUACAUCGGGUGUCUGGAGGUCAACACGUCCAUGAAGUCCCUCAACUUCGACACGCGCUCCCUCAUCGCCAAAGAAUGCAUCAGCCGAGUGUGUGAGGCGGCUGGUCUUAAGACCGCAGACCGGCGUCGUAAGACCACCAAGACCAUAGGCCGUAUCCUGGGCGAGAGCCCUCUGAUGCAACACGCUGGCAGCAACGUUACCCUCGCCAUCACGAGCGCAGCCCUCAAACUAGCGCUGCUCGACACCGGUGCCCUCAUCGCCCACCACGACAUGCCUAACAUCUCCUUCGCCAGCGGCGGCGAUCCUGACACCCUGGACUUCAUCGCGUACGUGGCAAAAGACUGCAGGUAUGGACGCGCCUGCUUCGUGCUGGAGUGUGGGGGCGGUCAGGCGCAGAACGUCAUCACCAGCAUAGGCCAGGCUUUCGAGCUUCGUUUUAAAGAAUAUCUCAAGAAAACUCCACAGACGCAGGCCGGUGUUACCGCGGGUGUUGGAGCACUCACUUCUAACGCCUCCAACGUUCCUGGUGCCAACGGCAGCAUCCAGAACCUCAACCAUAAUGUGCAGGCACAGCCUGGCGUUAGCUACACAACUGUCAGCAAAGACAGGUUACCUGGCAACGCUCGCAACGACGACCCAGAAUACUAUAACGACCUCCCUGGCAAAGUUCCUCCCGACAUCAUCCCUCCUUCGGGCCAGCCUCCUCCUGUGCCCCCCUUACCCUCGUUGUCCACCGCCCCCCUCAAAGUGAACAACGGGUGUGGGGGCGUGCAAGCUGCCCUCGCUGCCGAGGACAAAUUCUGCAAUAACAACAGAAGCUCUGACCUCACGGCCGGGCCUCCUGCUGGGGACGCCCCUCGACCGCCCUCCGCUGCAGGAGUGGGUAACCUGAUCGACCUGAGCAACGGAGGGCUGGAGGGCAGCGUCGCGCAGGAGCCUGAGUACGUCAACGACGCCGUCAUCAAGCAGAGCCAACAGGCGGCCGCCGAUAAGACGACCAUAGCCAAAGAUCCUUUCGAUAUGCAGCCGUUCAGCGCGACGCUGAGCCACCUGGACGCUACGACGCCCAAGAGUUUGUCCCUCCAGCAGCGCCUGCAGCUCGCACAGGAGCUCUGGUACCACGGCCCCAUCAACAGGAAGCAGGCCGAGGACCUACUCAAGCAGGACGGAGAUUUCCUGGUGCGCGAGUCCCAGGGCACGGCGGGGCAGUUCGUCCUCACGGGCAUGCAGAACAGCGUCAAGAAACAUCUGCUGCUCGUCGACCCCAACGGAGUUGUGCGCACGAAAUGCCAGACAUUCUCGAGCGUGUCUCACCUCAUCAACUACCACCGAGACAACGAGCUGCCCAUCGUCUCCGCUGAGUCUGCGCUCGUCCUCAGGAACCCUGUCAUCAGAAGAACUACUCCGCCGAACCCUCGGUAAAGGCUGCUUGGUCUUAUGCCUCUGGCGAUCUUUUCAAUACGCUCUAGAAUUACUCUACCCCAUCACUCUGGCACUGCAACUCUGCAGUGAUCUUCAUAC
Molecule: messenger RNA, 4123 nt
Organism: Hyalella azteca
Lineage: Eukaryota; Metazoa; Arthropoda; Malacostraca; Amphipoda; Hyalellidae
Gene: Shc
Product: serine-rich adhesin for platelets
Exons: 11
Coding region: 683-4024 (1113 amino acids)
Biological process (GO): cell surface receptor protein tyrosine kinase signaling pathway; intracellular signal transduction
Cellular component (GO): plasma membrane
Molecular function (GO): receptor tyrosine kinase binding
Source: RefSeq, a predicted model, not a curated record